Molecule: messenger RNA, 1959 nt
Organism: Aspergillus niger
Lineage: Eukaryota; Fungi; Ascomycota; Eurotiomycetes; Eurotiales; Aspergillaceae
Exons: 5
Coding region: 1-1959 (652 amino acids)
Biological process (GO): endocytosis; intra-Golgi vesicle-mediated transport; endoplasmic reticulum to Golgi vesicle-mediated transport
Cellular component (GO): Golgi apparatus
Molecular function (GO): GTPase activator activity; protein binding
Source: RefSeq, a predicted model, not a curated record
AUGGUGGCCGGAAUCAGCAAACGGCAGCAGUUCCGCAAUGAGCGGGCGCUGCAGGACCUCAUUCGGUCGGUCCCUGGAAAUGACCGCUGUGCCGAUUGUCAGGCUUUGAAUCCAGGAUGGGCUAGUUGGAACGUACGAAUCUUUAUCUGCAUGCGAUGUGCAUCUUUACAUCGCAAGUUGGGCACACAUAUCUCCAAGGUCAAGUCCUUGAGUAUGGACACAUGGACGGACGAUCAGGUCGACAAUAUGAAAUCGCACGGAAACAACAUCAUGAACAAGAUCUACAACCCCAAGAACGUUAAGCCGCCUGUUCCGACCGACGUUGACGAGUCCGAUGCAUGCAUGGAACGCUUCAUUCGCCAGAAAUACCAGCACCGGUCCCUCGACGAGGCGAAAGCAAAGCCCCCCAGCCUUUCACCACAGUCGGAUAGCUUCGGUGCGUCGGGAAUCUCAGUGAGGAAAGGCUCGGGAGAUGCGUCGUUUGAUGCGAAGUUGGCGACCUUACGAGACAUGGGCUUCGCGAACGAGCGCCGCAACGCAAUCGCCCUCCGCGAGCUGGACGGGAAUCUAGAAAAGACCAUCGAGACGUUAGUGAGACUGGGAGAAGGCAAUGGAUCUGUCUCGCUUGCAAAGUCUCCGGCUGCGCAACCCACGCCUGAUGCUGGCAAAUCUUCCAAUCCGUUCGAUCAAUUGGAUGCCAGGCCCGCUACUCGCCAAGCAAGUGGGAGCUACAACCCGUUCGAUGCACCUGUGCAGUCUCAGCCGCAGGCCCAGCAAGCGCCGGUGCAAUCGUUGGAGCAGUCGUUCCAGAACCUGCAGGUCGCUCAGCCCUUGUUUCCACACUCCACCGGUGGCUAUCCAAUGCGGCAGGUCUCGCUUCCUCAACCUCUCUACCAGCAAACGGCGACACCCCCGGUUCCCACGAACUUUGCCCAGAGCGCAUAUGUCUCUUCUCCGCAGCCGCUAGAUGGUGGCAACAAUCCUUUCUUUCAGACCGGAGCUCAGCCGCAGGCCAGCAUGACCCCUCCCGCGUCCAAUAUUGCCCAGAACAACCCCUUCUUCAGUCAAGUUGCACCGCAGCCGACCGGGAUGCAGCAACCACCUCAGAGCCAGGCUGCAUCAAAUUCCCCAUUCGGUCCCCUUCGGCACGCAAACACCAUGCCUGCCAUGCCUUCUACAUCGCCUUUCGGCCAGCCUUCUCCAUUUCAAUCACAGCUCCAGUCCCAGUCCCAGCUUCAGCCCCAGCCCCAGGCGCAACCGCAACCCCAAUACCAAAUGCAGCAGCAUCUGCAACAACCGCAAGGGUCUCUGAACCCCUAUCAAGCCAUGACCGCGCCAGCUACCCCCCAGAGCGCAGGAUACUUGGCGCAACCGCAAUACGGAUAUCAAGCAUCCGCGCAGCAUCUGGCGCCGCAGCCCACCGGCCGCGUCGACAAGAACAGCAUCCUCUCCCUCUAUCAAUUCUCCCCGCAACCUUCCGCCAUCCCAGAGCAACCACAAUACCGACCCUCCACGGCCGUGAACCCCCCCACUCAGACCGGCCAGCCUUCACCCUUCAAUACCAUGCCGCAACAACAACAAUCACAACCUUUCAACACCAUGCCCCAACAACAGCAGCAGCAGCAACAACCACAACAGCAACAACAACAACAAAGCAACCCCCUCACAGACCCCCUAUCAGCAAGCGGCAACCGCAACCCCUUCUUCACAACAGCUCCCCAACCAGGAGCCUCCGCCCUGGCCCCAACUACCACCGCACAAGCAACACCCUAUCUCACCACCACCGCCCCACCCCAACAGCAACAACAACAAACAGUCAAUGUCUACGGAGGAAUGCCCAACAAGCCCGCCGGCUUCCCGCGAGGCCACAUGAGCCAACAAAGCGUCGAUAUCAACGGCUUCCAAAGCGGACGACACAGUCCCGAUGCCUUUGCCAGCUUGAGUGCGCGAUAUGGAUAG